Messenger RNA from Striga asiatica, 597 nucleotides. The record is from the annotation of a GenBank genome assembly. NCBI's taxonomy places the organism in Eukaryota, Viridiplantae, Streptophyta, Magnoliopsida, Lamiales, Orobanchaceae.
AUGGCGCCUCCAGGUUUCAACCACUUAUCCCGUGCAAAGAGUACAGAUUUAACCUGGGUAGCCACUGCAGCCAUCUUCUCGCUGGCUUCGAUUGCGAUAACCCUCGAAGCUCCUGCUUGGGCUGCAAAUAGGCUAGUAAACGAAAGGGCGAUCUCAGCCACAAAAAGUCACCCUAUCUUUAUUGAAGACUUGACAUUCGUCUCGUUUUUCCUAUUCCUACAGGGCAAAGAGGCCUCAGCUGUUUUCCUCCCGGUCAAGAGGCAAUGCAUCCUCCUCAUCUUCUUCAUCCUCAUCAAAACUCGUAAAAAUCGAACAAAUGGGUCGAAGCGCAGUGCUGGAAAAGGGAACUGCACGAAUCGUACGGGGAGUCACAGAACAAGCACAGCAACUGAGGGUUUGAGCUUUGGUCCUCGAGGGCAUCUUCCUCGUCUUUCCAGUCAUCCCAAUUGUGAUCCUCGACCUCUUCCUCGGAGUCGGAUGAGUGUGAGAACACAACGUUUCCAAGUUGUGCCAUAUCCGAUAUCUCGUUGUUGUGCCAUAUCCGAUAUCUCGUUGACAUCUACCUUCGAUAUCCAGUGGCAACAGCCAGAGGAGUAG